Lodderomyces orthopsilosis Co 90-125 is the source of this 1908-nucleotide messenger RNA. RefSeq lists its product as uncharacterized. Bases 1 to 1908 code for a protein of 635 amino acids. The record is from RefSeq and is a predicted model, not a curated record. Gene Ontology annotation, cellular component: mitochondrial outer membrane. Lineage: Eukaryota; Fungi; Ascomycota; Pichiomycetes; Serinales; Debaryomycetaceae. The transcript has a single exon.
AUGAGCAUUAUUGGCUUCGGACUAAUACCUGAUGCUCACCACCCGAGGAAGGUCAUAAAUGUUAUUAGCAACAACAAUCGAAUUGCACUUGCAAUCAAAGCCGAAUUCGAAAGGCUCAACUCGUUCACCAAAUCGUACUUAGCAACUCAAUAUGAACAAGAACAACAUCUAAUUCAAGACAAGUCGUUGAAACAAUCCCAAAACGAGCAAUUACAAAAUACUUUUAAGGAUUUGUAUAUGCUUAUCGAUUGCGAGAACUUCAAACUUGAUCUGGUCGCUAGUGUAAAUUUGAAGAAAUUGCUGACAAUCAUCGAUAGACUUCAAGGGGUUGAGGUCAAGACGCCUGUGGAUGAAACGAUACACGGAUUGAUCAAAAAAUACAUUUUCCUUAUUCUUGGUCUCAACUUGUCAAACUCAUUGAUAUACAAAACGCUUGAAUUGAAAAGUCAGCAAGUGUAUUGGGAGACGGUUUACAGCUCAGUUUUCAAUAAGCUUAUCUACUUUGUUCAAACAUUACCAAUCAAAUUGUACUACUUUGGAAUUGAUAUGGUUGAAAAGACCAACAGAAUCCUUGCACAAAACUUUCAUCAAUCACAAACAAUUGACUUGGAACAUCGCCAUUGGACUUAUCAAUAUUGGCUGAAGUUUCAGAUUUACUCAGCUGCAUUGGGAAGAUCGGUUUUACAAGCUGUAGACCUACUUUUUGUUCAAGAAAACCCGGUGGUGACAUUGUUGCAAAAAUCGAACGUAUCCACAUUCUCAUCAAUAAAAUGGUACUUGUCGUCGAUCGCAAAGUCCCCUGUUACUAUAAUUAAUAAAGAAAUAAAAUUGAAAUUAAAAACGAUAAAGAAAGAAAUUCACCUGAACACACAAAAUAUUGAUUUAUUCGUUAAAUCGGAUGUGGACAACCUUUUACCUACGUUGAAACAAAUUUUGAUUGUUGAGGAUGAAACUGACAAUGUAAUUAACCGGAUAAUAAGUGGUGUUGUGGCAUUUGGGAAUAAAGAAUACGCCUCAACAUCUUUCCCAUCAUUGCUUACCAGAUAUUGGCUUUUGAUAUCGUUGGUGGUACUUUAUGCACCAUCGCAGUCCAGAAAUAUUUACCACAACCGUUACGAGAUAAUCCAAUGGAUUCAAUAUAAUGGAGUUGAGCCAGUAAAGGGAUUUUUUGUCAAUUGGGUUAUUAAACCGAUCAACGAAAUGCUCAAUAUUUUACGAAGCGAUGAUGAAAUUACAUUAACCUCAAGAGACUCCUUGAAAUCGGAUGUCAAUUCUUUGGAAAAAAUGGUGUACGAAUUUGCUCAGGAUAAUCACAUUGAAACGACUCCCCAAUUGGUUGAACAAGACAUUAAGAAUGGUGACUUGAAGUUGGUGAUGUCGCGGUAUGAGAAUGAAAUCAGACAACCUAUCAAAUACCUUAUCUCAGGUUCAUUAUUAAGAUUGAUUUUGAUUCAGGUUCAAAAAGGUAAAGUCGAUGGGGCAGUUGCAUUAAGCGGUAUUGACAAGUUGCUAAAGAGUCAACAGUUGGUAUUUGGAAUAGUAUCAAUGAGUCCAUCCUUGAUUAUUUUGUAUCAAAUUUACAAACACUUCACGCUGGCUAAACCAUUACUUGUUAAUGGAAAACAAUUGAGUAUCGUUUGUCUCAAAUGUUUGAACAAUAUCGAAAGUUUGCUCAUCUCGUUACUGAGAAAGAAGGAUGAAACGCUGAAUAAUGUCAACACAGACGAAGGAGAGUUACUCAUUGAGAUUAUUGAUUUGAUCUUGUGCUCAGAGCCACUCAUUCCAAAAGAAUUACACGAAGAUUGGAUUAAAGAUUUAAAUGAAUUGAACAACAGUGAGUUCGACGUUGAAACAAAAUUAAAGUUAGCGCAGCGCAUUUGGAAUAUGUAUGGCAGUUAUUUCAAAUAG